AUGAUUAUGGUUAGUGCUGUGAAGUGGGUGGAUGAGGUUAUACCUGAUGCGCCUUACGCUAUUACUGAAGAUUUCAUGAAAAAGUUAUUUGAUGAGUACAAUAUAGAUUACAUUAUUCACGGUGAUGACCCGUGCAUUCUUCCUGAUGGAACUGAUGCUUAUGCUCUUGCAAAGAAGGCUGGCCGCUAUAAGCAGAUCAAGCGUACAGAAGGAGUGUCAAGCACUGACAUUGUUGGUCGUAUGCUUCUUUGUGUGAGAGAAAGGUCCACUAGUGACAGCAACAAUCAUUCUUCCUUGCAAAGGCAAUUCAGCCAUGGUCACAGCCAAAAAUCUGAAGAUGGUGCCUCUGGAAGUGGAACGCGCAUAUCUCAUUUUCUUCCAACCUCUCGCAGAAUUGUGCAAUUCUCCAAUGGGAAGGGGCCUGGACCGGAUGCUCGCAUAGUUUAUAUAGACGGUGCAUUUGAUCUUUUUCAUGCUGGACAUGUGGAGAUAUUGAGGCUUGCACGGGGACUUGGAGAUUUUUUACUUGUUGGGAUUCACACUGAUCAAACUGUUAGGUAA
Messenger RNA from Ilex paraguariensis (yerba mate), 561 nucleotides. NCBI's taxonomy places the organism in Eukaryota, Viridiplantae, Streptophyta, Magnoliopsida, Aquifoliales, Aquifoliaceae. The record is from the annotation of a GenBank genome assembly.